AUGUAUGCAGAUGACAUUCAGAUCUACACCAUGUUUGUUCCAACGGAUCCAGUGGCAGUUGAUACUGCUAUUCACAAACUUAGCUGCUGUAUCACUGAAAUCCAUGACUGGAUGAAGGCAAACAAGCUCAAACUCAAUGAUGCAAAGACUGAAUUCUUUGUCUCUGCUUCGCCACAUCAUUUAUCAUCUGAUCUCAUGAAGGAUGUCAGACUGACAAUUAACGAGAAAUCUUUCCAGCCUUGUAAGUCUGUUCGCAAUCUUGGUAUAACAUUUGAGCCUUCUGCAAAUCUCAGCCAUCACGUCACCUUGGUCUGCAGAAACGUCAAGUUUCAUCUUCGUAACCUCUGGAGAGUGAGACGUUUUAUUGACAAGCAAACAUGUCAUGCUGCUGUCAGGGCUCUUGUUCUUUCCAGACUGGACUACUGCAAUAGUCUCUUCAGCGUUCUUAGCCAGAAGGACUUAGACCGACUUCAGAGACUACAGAACUCUGCCGCUAGGCUUGUCUUCUCUGCUCCCCUUCGGACUCGCACAGAACCUCUCCGACUGGAACUCCAUUGGUUGCCUGUGAGACAGAGGAUAGCCUUCAAAAUUUUGCUGCUAGUCUUCAAGUCGCUCAACCACAGAAGCCCGGAGUACAUCGAUAACAUUCUCAUUCGUCGUUCUCAAGUCCGUACUACUCGUUCAUCUUCGUCAAUCUGGCUCACUCAACGCCUUUCCAAGAGACGUGCGGGUGAAACGUCCUUUCCUGUGAUUGCUGCAAAACUAUGGAAUCAUCUACCAGCUGCAGUGAAGAUGGCCUCCUCUGUUGAACAAUUCAAGAAGGCCAUUAAAUCCCAUCUAUUCUGCUAA
Messenger RNA from Lytechinus variegatus (green sea urchin), 849 nucleotides. RefSeq lists its product as uncharacterized. The transcript has a single exon. The coding region runs from base 1 to 849 and encodes 282 amino acids. NCBI's taxonomy places the organism in Eukaryota, Metazoa, Echinodermata, Echinoidea, Temnopleuroida, Toxopneustidae. The record is from RefSeq and is a predicted model, not a curated record.